Brachypodium distachyon (stiff brome) is the source of this 1733-nucleotide messenger RNA. Its product is annotated as UPF0481 protein At3g47200. The record is from RefSeq and is a predicted model, not a curated record. Bases 92 to 1483 code for a protein of 463 amino acids. NCBI's taxonomy places the organism in Eukaryota, Viridiplantae, Streptophyta, Magnoliopsida, Poales, Poaceae. The transcript is spliced from 3 exons.
UCGUGCAUGAUAUGUGCCAUUUGCAUUAAUUACCGGAAUUCAUAAGCACAAAAUUCAAGGGUAGGGAGAAAGAUUAACAGCAUACUGCAAGAUGUGGGUGGUCGACAUGGAGAGGAAGAUCAAGGACUCGGAGCCAUCGGCGAAGACGGCGAAAUGGCGGAAGCACAGCAUCUUCUGCGUGCCGCCGCGUUUCAAGAUGGUCCAUGGCAGGGCCAGUGGCGGGGAGACAAGUGUGUUCAUGCCGCAGACGGUGGCUCUGGGCCCGUUCCACCACGGCAACGAAGGCUUGAAACCCAUGGAGGAACACAAGAUGAGGGCCGUCCGGCACCUGCUCCACCGGGCUGACAAGACGAUCGGCGAGCUCGUCGAGUCCGUCGAAGUCGUGGCCGACGAGCUGGAGGACGCGUACAUGGACCUCGGCGACGAGUGGCGCGGCGAGAACAGGGGAAAGUUCCUGGAGAUGAUGAUCGCCGACGGCUGUUUCCUGCUGGAAGUGAUGAGGAAGGGUGACCGCAACGACUAUCUAGACAGCGACCCCGUUUUCAGCAAGAACGGGAUGCAGCACAUUAGGCCGUUCGUCCAGCGCGACAUGCUCAUGCUGGAGAAUCAGCUCCCGCUGAAGGUGCUUCAGAGGAUCGUCGCUAUGGAGACUGGCAAACCUCCGAACGACGGAGAUGUUGACAUCAACAAAAUGGUACUGACAUUCCUGUGCCCAAAUUGGGAUCCCCUUGUGCCGUGCGAUGGCCUGGGACUCCAUCCCCUCGACCUCUUCCGGAGGAGCCUACUGAAGUGUUCUGCCGCCCCAGUUCACCGCGGGGCUCCAGGCACCGCGCGUCCGGAACCGGAACGGGUGGAACGCGACGUCCCCCGCUCCGCACAGAAGCUCGCCGACGCCGGCAUCCGGUUCAGGACCAACAGCGAGAAAUUCCAGUUGAACGACAUCGAUUUCCACAGGAUGACGCGCAGGCUCAUGAUGCCCCGGGUCUUCCUCGACGACGCCACCCCGUACAAGUUCCACAACGUGAUGGCGUUCGAAGCGCUGCACGUCCGCACCAGCAACGACGUGACGGCAUACGUGACGGCAUUCGUGCUCUUCAUGAAGGACAUCAUCGACUCGGCCGAGGACGUGGCCCUGCUGAGGAGGAAAGGGAUCGUCGUCCAUGACCUCGCCGACAACGACGAAGCCGUGGUGAAGAUGUUCAACACGCUCACGAGGGACGUGUGCAAGUACGGGCAGAGCCGGCUGUGCGGCGUCCGCGAGGAGAUGGAGGACUACUACAAGAGGAGCGUCAUGAAAUGGCUGGUGCUCGAGCCGUGGGCUUUCCUCAAGAACAAGUACUUCAGGAGCCCGUGGACGUUCAUAGCGCUUGUCGCGGCCAUCUGCUUGGUCGCAACCGACAUCAUGCAGACUUUCUAUGCCGUCAUGAGCUACGAAGUUGCCAAACAAUCUCUACAAGCACAAUUAAAGGAUACAAAGCACUGAAGAUGCAUGAAGAGCAGCGUGAGUAUGGCAGCCGGUUGUGUAAGUGAAGCUUGAGAUCGUAAACUCUUCUACAAUAUGCAUGUGUGUCUUAAUCUGCUCCUGUGUGUGCGUUUGUGUUGCUGCUGCUGUUUUUUGUGCCCGAGAGGAAGAAAGUUUUACGAAAUAACGGAUAACUAAUACUGUGAAAUACGCAUUUACACAACUAGAUUUGUUACUUACCGUUAUAUAUUUUAAUUUUUUAUUUCGGUUU